This is a messenger RNA of Menidia menidia (Atlantic silverside), 599 nucleotides long. The record is from the annotation of a GenBank genome assembly. Lineage: Eukaryota; Metazoa; Chordata; Actinopteri; Atheriniformes; Atherinopsidae.
UCCCGUGGGAUUCCCGAAAAAAUGUCAGCCUCUACUGCCUAUGCCCCCCCCCCCAGGCUCUCACCCCCCUGUGUGAGGACGACAGCCAGUCCAUGGAGAUCAUCCAGCGGCUCCAGAAGAACCUGGAGAUCCUGAUCCAGUCCAUGACGCGCGUGUCCAGCCGCUCAGAGAUGCUGGGCGCCAUCCACCAGGAGAACCGCAUCGGCAAAGCGGUGGAGGUGAUGAUUCAGCACGUGGAGAACCUGCGGAGAACCUACACCACGGAACACGCGGAGCUGCUGGAGCUAAGGGAGGCGCUCAUGCAGAACGAGCGCUCCUUCGGGUCCCAGACCGAGAAAGACGACUACCGGGGAAAGAAGCUGCCCUCCCCCUACUACAAGGCUCAGAGUCGGCGCCUCAGUCUCGGCCCCGUUUCCCGCUCUGGAGGCAGCACCGCGCCCUUUGACCUGGACGGGCCGGAGGCGGAAGCGGAGCGGCUGACCAGGCGUUCCCCCUGGACGGUGGCGGGGAGGAGCCCGGCGCGCCCCCCCCUCACGCGCUUUGUUAGUUCGGCCGCCUGGGUGGGAGGCGAGGAGCCCCCGGUCACCACGAAGGGGUAA